CGUGCACCGCCGGUCCAUCCGGAAAAAGGAUCCGGCAGUUUAAUUACAAUCUUGUCCCUCCGCCGCCGAAGUGGACUAUUUGCUCUCAGUCUGGGAGGUACUUUUGAGUUCCCGCUUCCAAACAGGGAAUCCACGCCAGCCGGUUCAGCUCGCUCCCCUUGGAAUGAGCCCUUCCUAGGCUUAGCGUCAGGCAAGGUGUACGAGGCUCGGAGAGACACCCCGCGGAGGGAUCCGGUUUGUUGUGGUGAGAAGGGGGAGACGCUGACAAACCAAGAUGGCGGCGGCGGCGGUGAAGGCCCCGGCGGUUGGGAGGUAACUGUGGUGGUGGUGGAGACUGCAGUAGUUGGGAGGCAGCGGCAGAGUUUGGAAAGAACCGAGCGGGACGAAGAAGCGGUAGCAAUAACGUCAGCCUGAGCCUUUCAGAGCGCGGCAGCUACACGCCCCCUAGGCCCUCGGCGGGCGGCGGCCGCUCCGCUUAGGGCCUAGUCCCCGAGCAGUGUCUCGGCUUCACACAGCGGCGGCCGCCAUGAGUCCUUAAGGGCGGUCCGAGCUCUCCAGUCCUAGGGCCCACCAUGGAGCCGGGCUCCGACGACUUCCUUCCGCCCCCGGAGUGCCCGGUGUUCGAACCUAGCUGGGCCGAGUUCCGAGACCCACUUGGCUACAUCGCGAAAAUCCGACCCAUCGCGGAGAAGUCGGGCAUUUGCAAGAUCCGCCCACCUGCGGACUGGCAGCCACCCUUUGCUGUAGAAGUGGACAACUUCAGGUUUACUCCCCGGAUCCAGAGGCUGAAUGAACUAGAGGCCCAGACCAGAGUGAAACUGAACUACUUGGACCAGAUUGCCAAAUUCUGGGAAAUCCAGGGCUCCUCCUUAAAGAUUCCCAAUGUAGAACGGCGGAUUUUGGACCUCUACAGCCUCAGCAAAAUCGUGGUGGAAGAAGGUGGUUAUGAAUCCAUCUGUAAGGACCGUCGGUGGGCCCGGGUAGCCCAGCGCCUCAACUACCCACCAGGCAAAAACAUUGGCUCUCUGCUACGCUCCCAUUAUGAACGCAUCGUCUAUCCCUAUGAGAUGUACCAGUCUGGAGCUAACCUAGUGCAGUGCAAUACGCGUCCAUUUGAUAACGAAGAGAAGGACAAGGAAUACAAACCCCACAGCAUUCCCCUUCGGCAGUCUGUGCAGCCUUCCAAGUUCAAUAGCUACGGCCGGCGGGCUAAGAGACUACAGCCUGAUCCGGAGCCUACGGAGGAAGACAUUGAGAAGAAUCCAGAGCUGAAAAAGCUACAAAUCUAUGGGGCAGGCCCCAAGAUGAUGGGCCUGGGCCUCAUGGCUAAGGAUAAGACUCUGCGGAAGAAAGAUAAGGAAGGGCCUGAGUGUCCUCCCACUGUAGUGGUGAAGGAGGAGUCAAGUGGGGAUGUGAAGAUGGAGUCAGCCUCACCCAAGACCUUCCUGGAGAGCAAGGAGGAGCUAAGUCACAGCCCAGAGCCCUGUACCAAGAUGACGAUGAGGCUGCGGCGGAACCACAGCAAUGCUCAGUUUAUUGAGUCAUAUGUAUGCCGGAUGUGUUCUCGAGGGGAUGAGGACGACAAGCUACUGCUGUGUGAUGGCUGUGAUGACAACUACCACAUCUUCUGCCUGCUGCCACCUCUGCCUGAGAUUCCCAAGGGUGUCUGGCGGUGCCCGAAGUGUGUUAUGGCGGAGUGUAAGCGCCCCCCCGAAGCCUUUGGCUUUGAGCAGGCUACCCGGGAAUACACUCUGCAGAGCUUUGGCGAGAUGGCUGACUCCUUUAAAGCCGAUUACUUCAACAUGCCUGUACACAUGGUGCCCACAGAACUUGUGGAGAAGGAAUUCUGGCGGCUGGUGAACAGCAUCGAGGAAGAUGUGACUGUUGAAUAUGGAGCUGACAUCCAUUCCAAAGAAUUCGGCAGUGGUUUCCCUGUCAGUGACAAUAAGCGGCAUCUGACCCCUGAGGAGGAGGAAUAUGCUACCAGUGGGUGGAACCUGAAUGUGAUGCCAGUAUUGGAGCAGUCCGUACUCUGCCACAUUAAUGCAGAUAUCUCCGGCAUGAAGGUACCCUGGCUUUAUGUGGGCAUGGUCUUCUCAGCCUUUUGCUGGCAUAUUGAGGAUCACUGGAGUUACUCCAUUAACUACCUCCACUGGGGUGAGCCAAAGACCUGGUAUGGGGUACCUUCGCUUGCAGCAGAACAUUUGGAAGAAGUCAUGAAGAAGCUGACACCUGAGCUCUUUGAUAGCCAACCUGACCUCCUGCACCAACUUGUCACCCUCAUGAAUCCCAAUACCCUCAUGUCCCAUGGUGUGCCGGUUGUUCGCACAAACCAGUGUGCAGGAGAAUUCGUCAUUACCUUCCCCCGUGCUUACCACAGUGGCUUCAACCAAGGCUACAAUUUUGCUGAAGCAGUCAACUUUUGCACUGCUGACUGGUUGCCGGCUGGGCGCCAGUGCAUUGAGCACUACCGCCGGCUCCGAAGAUACUGCGUCUUCUCCCAUGAGGAGCUCAUCUGCAAGAUGGCUGCCUGUCCAGAGAAGCUAGACCUGAACUUGGCGGCAGCUGUGCAUAAGGAGAUGUUCAUCAUGGUGCAGGAGGAACGUCGUCUACGAAAGGCCCUGCUGGAGAAGGGCAUCACGGAAGCUGAACGAGAGGCUUUCGAGCUGCUCCCUGAUGAUGAGCGCCAGUGCAUCAAGUGCAAGACCACAUGCUUCCUAUCUGCCCUGGCCUGCUAUGACUGCCCAGAUGGUCUUGUCUGCCUUUCCCACAUCAAUGACCUCUGCAAAUGCUCUAGUAGCCGGCAGUACCUGCGGUAUCGGUAUACCUUAGAUGAGCUCCCUGCCAUGCUGCAUAAGUUGAAGGUUCGGGCCGAGUCCUUUGACACCUGGGCUAACAAAGUGCGAGUGGCCCUGGAGGUGGAGGAUGGACGGAAGCGCAGCCUUGAAGAGCUGAGGGCACUAGAAUCUGAGGCCCGUGAGCGGAGGUUUCCUAACAGUGAGCUGUUGCAGCGACUGAAAAAUUGCCUGAGCGAGGCAGAGGCUUGCGUGUCCCGGGCUCUGGGAUUGGUCAGCGGCCAGGAAGCUGGCUCCCACAGGGUGGCUGGUCUACAGAUGACCCUGGCUGAGCUCCGGGCCUUUCUGGACCAGAUGAACAACCUGCCUUGUGCCAUGCAUCAGAUUGGGGAUGUCAAGGGUAUUCUGGAACAGGUGGAGGCCUACCAGGCUGAGACUCGUGAGGCCUUGGCCUCACUGCCCUCCAGUCCAGGGCUUCUGCAUUCCCUGUUGGAGAGGGGGCAGCAGCUGGGGGUGGAGGUGCCUGAGGCCCAGCAGCUCCAGCGGCAGGUGGAACAGGCGCGAUGGCUGGAUGAGGUGAAACGCACGCUGGCUCCCGCAGCCCGAAGGGGCACCCUGGCUGUCAUGAGGGGACUGUUGGUCGCUGGUGCCAGUGUGGCCCCUAGCCCUGCUGUGGAUAAAGCCCGGGCUGAGCUGCAGGAACUGCUGACUAUUGCUGAACGCUGGGAGGAGAAGGCCCACCUCUGCCUCGAGGCCAGGCAGAAGCAUCCACCAGCCACGCUUGAGGCCAUAAUCCAUGAGGCAGAAAACAUCCCUGUUCACCUGCCCAACAUCCAGGCUCUCAAGGAGGCUCUUGCUAAGGCCCGAGCCUGGAUUGCUGAUGUGGAUGAGAUCCAAAAUGGAGACCACUAUCCCUGCUUGGAUGACUUGGAGGGCCUAGUGGCUGUGGGUCGGGACCUGCCUGUGGGUUUGGAGGAGCUGAGACAGCUAGAGCUGCAGGUGUUAACAGCACACUCCUGGAGGGAAAAGGCCUCCAAGACGUUCCUUAAGAAGAAUUCUUGCUACACGCUGCUGGAGGUGCUCUGCCCGUGUGCAGACGCUGGCUCAGAUAGCACCAAGCGCAGCCGGUGGAUGGAGAAGGAGCUGGGAUUAUACAAAUCUGACACAGAGCUGCUGGGGCUGUCUGCGCAGGACCUCAGGGACCCAGGCUCUGUGAUCGUGGCCUUCAAGGAGGGGGAACAGAAGGAGAAGGAGGGUAUCCUGCAGCUGCGCCGCACCAACUCUGCCAAGCCCAGUCCCCUGGCAUCAUUGACCACUGCCUCCCCUGCAGCCUCCAUCUGUGUGUGUGGUCAGGUGCCAGCUGGGGUGGGAGCUCUGCAGUGUGACCUGUGUCAGGACUGGUUCCAUGGGCGAUGUGUGUCAGCCCCCCGCCUCCUCAGCUCCCCAAGGUCCAGUCCCACCACAUCCCCACUGCUGGCCUGGUGGGAGUGGGACACCAAAUUCUUGUGUCCACUGUGCAUGCGCUCACGGCGUCCGCGCCUGGAGACCAUCCUGGCACUGCUGGUAGCCCUACAGAGACUGCCUGUGCGACUGCCUGAGGGCGAGGCCCUACAGUGCCUCACAGAGAGGGCCAUCAACUGGCAAGGCCGUGCCAGGCAGGCUCUGGCCUCUGAGGAUGUGACUGCUCUGUUGGGACGGCUGGCUGAACUUCGCCAGCGGCUGCAGGCUGAACCCAAGCCCGAGGAGCCCCCUAUCUACCCUGCAGCCCCUGCCUCUGACCCUCUCAGAGAAGGCAGUGGCCAGGAGAUACCUAAGGUCCAGGGGUUGUUGGAGAAUGGAGACAGUGUCACUAGUCCUGAGAAGUUAGCCCCAGGGGAGGGCUCAGGUAAGAGAGACCUGGAGCUGCUGUCCUCACUGUUGCCACAGUUGACUGGCCCCAUGUUGGAGCUGCCUGAGGCAACUCGGGCCCCGCUGGAGGAGCUCAUGUUGGAGGGGGAUCUGCUUGAGGUGACCCUGGAUGAGAACCACAGCAUCUGGCAGCUGCUGCAGGCUGGGAAGCCUCCAGACCUGGAAAGGAUCCGCAUACUUCUGGAGCUGGAGAAGGCAGAACGCCAUGGGAGCCGGGCACGGGGCCGGGCCCUGGAGAGGCGGCGGCGGCGGAAGGUGGAUCGGGGUGGGGAGGGCGAUGACCCAGCCCGAGAGGAGCUAGAGCCAAAGAGGGUACGGAGCUCAGGGCCAGAGACCGAGGAGGCCCAGGAGGAGGAGGAGCUGGAGGAGGAGACUGGGGGUGAGGGCCCCCCGCUCCCCCUCUCCACUGGCAGCCCCAGCACCCAGAAGAACCAGAACGGCUUGGAGCCAGCACUAGGGGCCAGUUCAGGCCCCUCGGCUCCCUUCUCUACUCUGACACCCCGGCUGCAUGUGUCCUCCCCACAGCAGCCACCUCAGCAACAGUUGUGACAGUGGCUGAACCUAGCACAGACCCCAACAGAGACCCCCCCUUGGCCUCAAGGAUCCUUUUUCUGACCAUCAAGCCUGCUUCUUGGGAGGUGGGCAAGUAGGGGGGGAUGGCCACAACCACCCCCACCCCCCACCAGCCCACCCCUGAGUCCCUUGACUUUUAUAUUCUGACUCCAAGGUAUUGUUCAGACCUCAGCUCCUGGGGGCCGGCCCCUGGAGUUCCCCUCCCUGGUAGCCUCUAACCAGCAUUCCCAGACACCUGAGGCAGAUGGAUGGGCAGGUGGGUAGGGGGGUAGCUGGGGCUAGGCCAGCACCAUUCCAGAGACAAGGCCAGUGCAUACGCAAACUGGGGGAAUCUCCUCUCCUUUCUCCCCAGUUUUGACCCUGGCCAGGCCAUGCUACACUAACCUCACUUCCCCCUCUCACUCUUUCUCAGCCCUCCCCUUUCCCUUCCUCCCUUCCCACUUUUGCCUCCUUGUUCUCCCUCCCUGACCCAGUCCACCCAGGAGGAGGAAACUUCACAUAGCUGUGCUCACAGUUUUUUAUUUUAAACAAAUUUGGUUGGGGAGCCGAACAGGGCUCUCUCUGUGAUCUGAAGAAAGCUAUUGGUGCUUGUCCUCACAGCCACCUCACCCUUCCCCUCUCGUCCUGCCCUGUCUCCUUUCCUCCUCCUGGGUUCAUGUUGUAAUAAAAGAUUGUUGGUGUGUAAUUAAUUUGUUCAAAAAAAAAAAAAAAAGCAAAACAAGAAACUUGGUUCCAACUGAAGCCUAUUUUAAUUUUAUUUUAUUAUUUUCCUCUUGUUAGAAAUAAAACCCUUAGCAACAUUUUUUGGAAACCUGUUUCUGAAGUGCAUUUCUCUUCGAAGGGGGAGAACAGUGCUUCCCAUCACCUGUGAGUGGAGGAGCUGCAGUGCUGGCGGGAGCACUAGGGCUGAAGCCGGGGAGCUCUGGGUUCGGAAACAGUUCCACCUCUCCUUAACCUCGGGUACAACGCCCCUAAUCUGCCCCCACCUGAUCCCUAAUCUCCCUACAGAUAAGCCAUGGUACCCCUCACCUGACCUGUGACAGCUGCCUCCAACUUGAUGCCCUCCAGUCUCAAGUUCCCCACAGAUGUUUGAAGGGUUUUAGGGGGGUUAUUGAGGUACAUUUAUACACCAUAUAGUUUCACCUUUUUAAAUGUACAGUUCAGUGGUUCAAAGGGAUGAUUCUGAAUUGCAGAUCUGACCUUGUCAUUCUGCAGCUUCCACUAGUCCGUGAUGCUUCAUUGCCCUAAAGAUCAAGAUUAUCUAUCUAAUCUUACUCUUUCUGGAAUGCUACCCUGUCCUACCUAGAUGCCACAUUCAGGGGCCCUUCUGUGAAUUUUCUCCACACUAAAGGGUUCUGCCCCUGUGAAUGGAAAUUAAAGCUCAGAUGUGUUUAUUGGCAACUUGUGAGUUCACUUUUUAAAAACCGCUUUAUUGCAAUAUGAUUUAUAUACCUUACAGUUCGCCCACUUGAAGGGUAAAAGUAUAUAUCUAAGUGGCUUUUAGUGUAUUCUAGUUCUACGACCAUCACUGCAAAAGAUUUAAAAAUAUUUUCAUCAUUCCAAAAAGAUUACUACUUUUAGGGGGCAUCACCUCCUCCCCAAGCCCCUUAACCCUAGGCCACUAUUAAUCUAUGUGGAUUUACCUAUUUUGGACAUUUUAUAUAAAUGAAAUCAUACAUGAUCCUUUGUGACUGUUCUUUAAUUUGCCAUAACAGUUUCAACUUGAGUUUAUUUUUAAAUGUAGAUGCUAAUGGUUCUAUAAUACUGGGCAGAAUUUUUUCCCCUCCUGGGCCCCAAAGCCUUUAUAAUGAGGGUGUUGGACUAAAUAUUUGAAGAUGAGCAUGAGAGCUGGGGCUGGGACAGACAGGAAAGGCUUCAGCCUCAGCACUUCGUUACCAUUCUCCAUCCCGCGAGGCAGUCAGACUCCAGAAGUGACCAGACAGGAGUGGACGAGGGAGUGCCUAUGACCUGCGGCUGCUCACAGGCUAGAGAGCUGCUAGGCCCAGACUGGGGCCCUCCAAAAUACGGGCCCAGCUCUAAUUCCGGACAUCGUGUUCAUCUUGGCACCACCCUGCCCCAUUCACCCCUCACUGCGGAUGUACGUGCCAUGAUCUCUGCAGCAGAAGCCCUAGCUCAAAUGUGACCUCUUCCAGAGAGCUUGCUUGCCUUUCCCAGGAGACAGCUAUCCCAGACACUCCCAAGAAAGAGAGAACAGCUUGUGUGUGUCUUCUAAGACCUGCCUGUAUAGACCUGUUUGUUGGUGGAGUGCUGCUGCACAUCGACAACCUCGUGGCUUGACUGGACCAUUAACAACUCACCGUGGGCAGCUCGGCUCGCACAGGUCACAUGGUCUCUUAGGUUCAUUCACAAAACAUACCUGCCUUUAUAUUCUAUUGCUGGGACUCCGAUACUACAAUGUGGGCAUCUUCCAAAAGUGGUUUCCGUGACACUGUCUCCUCCAUCCUAGCCAGCCAGAAGAGGGAAAGAUCAGAUGGGUGGCUCUUACUAGCUAAGCCUGAAUGUUGUGUGCCUCAUUUCUGCUCACAUUCCACUAGGUGCAACGCAGCCAGAACCAUACUCAGCUGCGGGGGAUGUUGGAAAAUGCAGUGUGAAUUUGUCCUAAGGAGGGGGAAAAAAGUGGGCUUAGUAAUCAAAUCUACCUAGUCUUUGCCACACUUCAUAAUUUCUCAAAGCCCUGUGAGAGCUCAACAGAGUGGUUGACACGAUUAAUCCAUUCCAACAUUCUUUACUUCCCUAAACAUUGGGAAGGCUUGCUCCUAUGUCUCUGGUGCCACUAGCAUUUGUAUUCCUCCUGCUGCACAGUACUGCUGACAUAGUAUUCAGUUCUGAUAAGUGUACUCUUUAAUAAAAGGUUUGGCCCUAUCAAAAUCAGAAAGACAAAACUGCAGACCAAUAUCUCUUAGGAAUAGAUUCAAAAGUUUUUAACCAAAUACUGAAUCCCUUAGCUUUAAAAACUAUGAUCGAAUUGGACAACCUGAUUCAAAUGGACUUAUCCUAGGAAUAUGUGAGUAGGGAAACAGACUAUAGUUAAAGGUUAUACAUUAUAUUACUAGAUGCAAAUCUACAUAGUGACCUUGAUGCAGAAAAACAUUUCAAAUACAAAAAAAGGCAUGCAGCAGGUAAGUUAAAAAAUUGAACAACGAAAAUCAGUUAUGUUUUCAAGAACAAUCCAGAAAUUAAGACAAUAAUUCCAUAUACAAUAGCAUCUAAAAAUAUACCUAGGAAUGAACUUAACCAACAAGACAAAAGAUUUUGUCUGCUGAAAACUAGAGAACAUUGCUGAAAUAAAGGAGACUGGAAUAAAAGGAAAGACAUCCUGUGUCAUAUAUUAGAAAACUUCAUGUUGUUAAGAUGUCGGUAAUACCAAAAAUAUCCAGAUUCAACACACUCAUCAAAACUCCAACACAGCCUUUUUACAAAACUAGAAAUGCCAAUCCUCAAAAUGUAUAUGGACUUGCAAAGGACCCUGAAUAACAAUCUCAAAAAAGAAGAAUAAGGUGAGAUGGUCAGGCGGCUUUUAACAAGGAUGCUAGGUCCAUUCAGUGGAGAAAGUAGUCUUCUCAAAAGAUGGUUCUGGGACAGUCACGUUUCCAUGUGCAAAAGAAUGAAGUUGGGCCCCUAACAGCAUAUAUUACUAACUGAAAAUGGAGCAAUGACCUAUGUUUUCUUAGAAGAAAACGGCAGUAAUUUCUAUGACCUUGGAUUUGGCACCAGAUUCUUAAAUAUGUUGGCCAAAGGCAUAAGUAACAAAAGAAAAUAUAGAUAAAUUGGACUGCAUUAAAAUAAAACUUGUGCAUCAUGGGGUAUUUUAAAAAGGGAAAAGAAAAAAUGAAAAAACUUGUAUAUCAUCUGAUGAGAACAUAGAACAACAAAACAGUUAAAAAUACAGGCAAAGGACUUGAAUUGACAUUUAUCCAAAGAAGAUAUUCAAAUGACCAAAAAGCAUAUGAAAGUUGCUCAACAUUAUUAGUUACUAGGGAUAAGCAAAUCAAAACCACGAUGAGACACUACUUCAUGCCCACUAGGAUGGCAAUAAUAUAAUAAUGAGAAAACGAGCAUUGGAGAGGAUGCGCAAAGAUAAGAACCUUUGCACAUUGCUGGUGGGAAUAUGAAGUGGGGCAGCCACUGUGGAAAACAGUUCAGCAGUUUCUCAAGGAACUGUACACCCAAAAGAAUUGAAAGCAAAGACUCAAAACAUACUUGCACACCAAUGUUCAUUGCAGCAUUGUUCAUGAUAACCAAAAGGUGGGAACAAUUCAAAUGUGCCUCAAGAGGCUAAACAAAAUGUGUUUUCAUAUGUAUAUUGGAAUGGUAAUCAACCAUAGUAAGAAGUGAAGUUUGAACACCUGCUACGAUAUGGACGGACAUUGGAAACAUUCUAGGUGACAAUCCAAGGACAGGUAAUCUAUGAUUCCACUUAUAUAGAAUAUCUAAAACAAAGUCACAGAGACAGUUGUUGGGAGGUUCCCAGGGAAGUGGGUAGUUAACUUGUAAUAGCACAGAGCUUUUGUUUGGGAUCAUAGAAAGGUUUUAGAGCUAGGUAAUGGUGAUGGUUGCACAUUAUGAAUGUAAUUAAUGGUACCUACUCAUGCAAUCAAAAAUGGUUUAAAUGGCACAUUUUGUUAUAUAUAUUUUACCACAAUAAAAGGAAAGU
Condylura cristata (star-nosed mole) is the source of this 9951-nucleotide messenger RNA. It is a transcript of the gene KDM5C, whose product is annotated as lysine (K)-specific demethylase 5C. The transcript has 26 exons. The record is from RefSeq and is a predicted model, not a curated record. Gene Ontology annotation, molecular function: DNA binding; histone demethylase activity. Gene Ontology annotation, biological process: chromatin remodeling. Gene Ontology annotation, cellular component: nucleus. Lineage: Eukaryota; Metazoa; Chordata; Mammalia; Eulipotyphla; Talpidae. Bases 573 to 5252 code for a protein of 1559 amino acids.